GCUGGCACUCCGGGCUGCAGUCUGGGACAGCCAUGGCUCAGGCGUUGGCGAUCCUGCGGCCGAAAACGCAGCUGGAGUGGGAGCUGACCUGCCCAGUGUGCCGGGACAUCUUCAGCGACCCCCACCUGCUGCCCUGCGGACACGCCUUCUGCCACGACUGUCUCCUGGGCAUGCUCAGACACCCCACUGAGAUGGGCUUCCGCUGCCCACACUGCAGGGCCUGCUUCGGGCCUCUGAUUCGGGUCCAGAAGAACGUCACCCUGGCCAACAUCGCUGAGGACUUUAAGAGGACCCAGCGAGCCAAGAUGGAGGCCGUCCAGUGCGACUUCUGCCCCCCGGGCGAGCAGGCGGCCACGGCGAAGACCUGCCUGAAGUGUGAGGUGUCCAUGUGUGCGGAGCACGUCAAGCCCCACCUGGAGCUUCCCGCCUUCAGGGAGCACCCCCUCACGGAGCCGCUGGGGGACGUGAAGGAGAGGAAGUGUCCCGAGCACGACAGGAUGUACCGGUACUACUGCCCCGAAGCGAAGGCGUACAUGUGCAGCGCCUGUACGCAGGAGAGGAAGCACAUGGAGUGCCUGGAGGAAGCCAGCAACACCCUGGCAAAAGAAAUAACAGAGAACAUGAAGCGGCACUUUAGGACUCUGACAGAGAAACUGGAGAUCUGUGAAGGCACCGGGAGAAGGCUGAAGCAGGACCUCCAAUCACUUAAAUCAGAAAUCAGAAAGCAGACAUCACCUCAGCAAGGCCUCACCCUGAGCAUAACCACACUGCUAUUACCACUGCUGUUGGGCGUCUUUCUCUUCUAUGUUUACAGCAGUUUCUCCAACACCCUGCAGAGACAGCACAUCCUGGUCUCCAAUAUCUACUCCACCAUAUCAGGUAGAGACGUGCUGACACUGGACAUAGACUCCGCCAGCCCUCUCCUCAGGGUGUCAGGUGACCUGCUGACGGCGGAGCGUGUGCAGAAGAGGCUGUCAGUGCCCGCCCACCCCGCUCGCUUUGACGGCACGCCGCAGGUGCUGACCUCCCAGUGCUUCACCUCGGGGAGGCACCGCUGGGAGCUGGAGGCGGUGGGAUACUGGGACAUCGCCGUGUCGUACCCCGGCGUUGGCCGCAAGGGGAAGGAGGGCACCGCCUUCGGCUUCAACAAGGAGUCCUGGAGCCUGACGCACAACGACCGCGACGAGCUGCUCGCCUUCCACAACAAGGUGAAGAGGGAGAUCUCCCGUCCGCUGUCUCACAACAGGGUGACCGUGACCGUGGACAUCCCAGGUGGCAACGUCACCUUCUGGGAGGCGGGGUCCGCGCUGGUGCACCUGUACACCUUCAGCACCACCUUCACCCAGCCCGUGUGCCUGGGGUUGGGCCUGUACCGCUCCGACCCCCCCAGCAGGGUCACCAUCCUCAGGUCCUGAGCGCAGGGGCUGGACCACAGCAAUGACCAUGACCACAGCACCGUCUUUACCAUGACCGUGACUGCAGCCUCAACUGUGACCGCAGCAACAACCAUGACCACAGCGCUGUCUUUACCAUGACCGUGACCACAGCCUUGACUCUGACCACAGCAACGACUGUGAAAAUAACCAUGACCACAGCGCUGU
Megalops cyprinoides (Indo-Pacific tarpon) is the source of this 1601-nucleotide messenger RNA. RefSeq names its product nuclear factor 7, ovary-like. The record is from RefSeq and is a predicted model, not a curated record. The transcript is spliced from 5 exons. Lineage: Eukaryota; Metazoa; Chordata; Actinopteri; Elopiformes; Megalopidae. Gene Ontology annotation, molecular function: zinc ion binding. Bases 33 to 1415 code for a protein of 460 amino acids.